AUGAUGUCGCCUGCAUCUCCACAACCGGUACCACCGCCUUUAAUCCGUAACCAUUCGACACUAUCAUCGUCUCCGAGUUCUACAUUCGAUAACGCGCCUGGGAAACACUACCUACAACAGGUUGAACCGGAGGCACUAGAAGAGUUGCUGGUAACGGAUGAACCAUUAGAUGGUUCACGGGUGGCACAACGAUCUACGGCAAAAACGGCGAAUAGCGUUUUUAAACAACGAUACCCAUCGUCAAAUCCCGGUCGUCGUCAACAACAAGCAUCAUCAGCAUCAUCUAUUACACCAGCAACAACAAGUAUGCAAUACGGAGUACCGAGUUUUCACCAUUCGGCGGGAACCGCGGGGAAUCCUUAUUUUAAUUAUAACCCUUCAGAUGUGGAGUUAUCCACUAUAGGAAUGGGGAUGAGUAUGUACGAGACUUUGAACCCACUUGCGGCGACUACUAUGCUAGUAUCUCCUGGUGGAGGAUCAGUUGGUUCACCAGUAUCUGGGAGUGGAAGAGCUGGGAAGAGGGGUGUAUAUGCACCUAUUGAUUCGAGUUACUAUUCGGCGUAUACGCAACCUACAGCUAGUGGGAGUGUGUUUGGAGGAAAUGCUGGAGGAGUAGAAAGUGUUUACGGGGGCAUGUCUACGGUAUUUGGGAAUGGGAUUAUGAAUGGGCAAAGUGUUAAUCCGCGGUACAUCUCUGGAAAGUCGGAAGGGGCUGUCGAUGCUGGCGGCAGAGGGAGAGAAGCGAUUUUGAGAAGGGUUAAGAGGGAUGCUGGGGUUUUUGAGGAAGAGUUAAAGAAGUUGGUGUCGGCACAGGAGGUGGCGUUAGGGAUAGUGGGAGAAAAUACUGGCCCUGGUGGCGCUAAGGGUACCAGGGCGGGAAAUGGGAAGAAGAAGAUGAGAAUUCAAGAAGUUAGAAGGGGUAUUUUGGAUGCCAUGGUUGGGUUGGCGGAUGUUAAGGCUGUCGAGGAGGAUUGGUACGGUGGAGAAGUCUUUGCUCGCGAUGAACUAGUAGGAAUAGCUGAGAAAUGGAUGAGAAAGAGGGGGAGAUUGGAGAAAGAAGUCGAGAAAGUUGAGGCAGGGAGUGAAGGGAAGGAGAUGGAGAUAGUCAGGGAGAGGUUGGAAGGUGUUGAAGAACAAAUACGGGUUCACGAGGCAGAGCUGAAGCGACUAAAGGCAGAGCAAUCGAGUAUGCUGGCCAAAAUCUCUGAUUUACAAUCUACGCUUUCAUCAAGGCUAUCGUCGUAUACGAGUUCGAUACAGAAGAUGUCGAAGGAUAUGACAGAGUUUUUAAAGUCGCCUAAUGCGCUUUUGCCUACACCUGACACGAAAGCCACAUUACCAUUUACUCCGGAGCAAGCUGUUGAAUACUGGCAGGAUGAGAAGGGGGUUUUAAAUGAGAAAAAGCAAGAAACAAGUCGUGAGCUUGAUGCGUUAAAGGAUGGCGUACUCAUAUGGCAGGAGACUGUGGGCCUUAUCGCUGAUUUUGAGGAUAUGAUGGCGAGGGAGCUUAUAGAAGCUCAAAGAGAGGCCCAAAAGGAAGCUAAACGACAAGCUGAGAUAAUAGAAGCUGAGAGGAGGAAGCUGAACCGCUCUAGAUCUCCGCAGAUUCGAACUUCAGUGUUUGGGAAACUUGAGGACGGAAGACCAGGCUCUUCGAGUACGAGCAGUGCCAGCGGGAGGAAUACACCGGUCUCGGCCUUUGCAAAUAGAAACAGGAAUAGAGCCGGGCUGGUGCAUGGUGGAAAUGGAAGUAUGUCGAGCUCUACAGAAACAUUUAAAGCCGCUAGUGGUAGUGGUGGUACAACCACGAAUACAGGGGCAACGGCAGCCAAUAUGGAAGUUCAACCAAAGAUACCAGAAGUUACGGCUGCAAAGCUUGUUGCGGGGAUUGAUAAUGUCAUCUCACAGCUAAAUAGUCGUCUGACACUUGCAGAACAGAAGGGAUGGACAUUACUUGUUUGCGUGUUGGGCGCGGAGAUGGAGAGUUAUAAGGAAGCGAGGGCGACGUUGAUGCCUCUGGUUGGCGGGCUGGUUGACACGAGUACGACAACCGAGACGGUUUCAAGAGUAAAAGGGAAGGGAAAGGGAAAGAUGGGCAGUCCUAGUAAUGGGCUAAUGAGUCCUAGCGAUGAUGCCUUGAAUGAGAGUUUGAAUGGAUUGGGAAUUGGAGGAGGAGCCAAUGGAUUCGAUGGACAGGCCAAUACCGAUAUCUCAGCGGAAAAUCACCAUAACAAUCACUGGAACUCUGAGAGUGAAAGCGAGAUAGACGAUCCAGCGGCUCUUUUUGGAGCUGAGAAUGGAGGGGAUAGCAGUCCUGAGUUGAGAGCUAGAGCUAGCCCAAGGGUGAGGAGGAUUAGGGCUAUGAGUGAGGAAGAGGAUGAACUGGAGUAUGCUGCCUUUGCGAGUCUAAAUCUACGGGAUGACAAUACGACUACACCGACCACGACUACGAGUGGAGCAGCAGCAGCAGGAGGAACUGGGAACGGGAGGGGAAGUGGGGGGAGCGGGAGGAGUACCGUUGUCGGAGAGGGUGUGAAGAAGGUGCAGAAGUCUGAUAUGGCUAGAGGUGGUGAGGAGGACGAUAUUCACGGAGCGUUCUUGGAGCGACGGGAUAGUGGAGAGAAGCCACCACUGAUAUGA
Messenger RNA from Orbilia oligospora ATCC 24927, 2640 nucleotides. RefSeq lists its product as uncharacterized. The transcript has 2 exons. The record is from RefSeq and is a predicted model, not a curated record. The coding region runs from base 1 to 2640 and encodes 879 amino acids. Lineage: Eukaryota; Fungi; Ascomycota; Orbiliomycetes; Orbiliales; Orbiliaceae.